Molecule: messenger RNA, 3064 nt
Organism: Pogoniulus pusillus (Red-fronted tinkerbird)
Lineage: Eukaryota; Metazoa; Chordata; Aves; Piciformes; Lybiidae
Gene: RELT
Product: RELT TNF receptor
Exons: 11
Coding region: 113-1219 (368 amino acids)
Biological process (GO): apoptotic process
Source: RefSeq, a predicted model, not a curated record
GCGGCCCCGGCGGGUUCAUUCAUAAAGCAGCACCCGAGCAGGACGCGGCGGCCCCGGGGAGCCCGGCGGGCCCCGGGGGAGCAGGUCUCCCCUGGUGAAGAAGAGGCUGAGGAUGCGCUGGUGGCUUGUCACCAUCCUGGGGGUGCUCAGUGGACCCGAUGUGGUGGUGGGGAGCUGUGGUGCCCAGGAGCAUGGAGGAUGCCCACCUGGAGAGGAGCCCACUGGGGAGUGUGGCUCGGUGGCAUCAUGCCGAGCUUGUCCCCCUGGCACCUUCUCAGCAGGGGACGUUUCCUGCUCCUCUCACACCCGCUGCUGGGCCAGGAACAGGCUCCUGCUGGCACCAGGGACAGCGCUGACCGACAGCCGCUGCGGAGCCUGCCUGCCGGGGUUUUACAGCCCUGAAGGGGAGAGGGACCCCCAGGGCCAGUGCCUGCCCUGCACCAACGCUUCCCACAGCACCAUGGGGUGCCCAGGCCACCGUCGAGCUCGCAGCCCCGAAAUGCCAGGCCAGCUGAUGGUGACCAACAGGACACAGGUGACCCUGAUGGGUGAGGAAGAGGAGGCAGCAGAGGCACAGGCAGCUGUGCUCACCAUCGUCCCAGUCUUCUGUGCCAUGGGCUUGUUGGGCAUCCUGGUCUGCAACCUGCUGAAGAAGAAGGGUUACUACUGCACUGCCAGCAAGGACCCCCAGCCUGCUGGCACUGGUCCCAGCUCCAUCUACCAGCUGGAGGAUGCCAAUGAGGACACCAUUGGGGUGCUGGUGAGGUUGAUCACUGAGAAGAAAGAAAAUGCUGCAGCCCUGGAGGAGCUGCUGAAGGAGCAUCACAGCCAGCAGCCAACGCCACCCCUGGGCUGCACCCCCCCAGAUAAGCUCCACCUCCUGCCUCAGUUUCCCCUCUCCUGCUGGCACCACCAACAUCUCCACACGGUGCAGGGGCCAGCCCCUUGUGCCCGCUGCAGCCAGAAGUGGCCUGAGCUGCUGCCAUCGCUCCAUGCCACCACAGCUCCCAAACCUGGGGCUUGUCCCAGCGAGGUCACCAUCCUCUCUGUUGGCAGGUUUCGGGUAUCCCGGAUCCCUGAGCUGAGGAACGAGGGUGGAGAGGACCCUCCCCAAACUCCCCUCCCUGCUGGCAGUGGGAUGAGGCCCCCGUGGCUGAAAGGCAUCGAUGGGCACCCCGAGCUAUCACCUGGCCAGGAGGCUGCCUCUGAGGGAUGGUGACAUCCACCAUGACUCCGUGGUGAGGGCAGAGGGACCUUGGGCACCCUGCAGCACCAAGGUGCCCACCAGCAGCACAGCAAAACCCAACCUCUUGCCCAGCUGCUGAGAAGGAUUCCCUGUCCCCGAGGUCCUGUGGUGGCCACAGCACAGCUGCCUGCUGGACAACAUCCCCAGGACCUGCAGCAUCAGGAGGAGUGGCCUCACUGUGGUGGCCUGAUGGAGAGCAUCUCCUGGAGCUGUGGAGAUGGCCUUGGCAUGGUGACCUGAUGGAGAGCAUCUCCUGGAGCUGUGGAGAUGGCCUUGGCAUGGUGACCUGAUGGAGAGCAUCUCCUGGAGCUGUGGAGAUGGCCUUGGCAUGGUGACUUGAUGGAGAGCAUCUCCUGGAGCUGUGGAGAUGGCCUUGGCAUGGUGACCUGAUGGAGAGCAUCUCCUGGAGCUGUGGAGAUGGCCUUGGCAUGGUGACUCGAUGGAGAGCAUCUCCACAAGCAAUGACACUGGUGGUGGUGCCCAUGGUGUGGUAGCCUGAUGGAGAGCACCUCCAGGAGCUGUAGUGAUGGCCUUGGCACAGUGACCUGAAGAAAAGUAUCUCCAGGAGCUGUGGUGAUGAACUUGGCACAGGUACCUGAUGGAAAUCAUCUGCAGGGGCUGUGGAGAUGGCCUUGGCAUGGUGACCUGAUGGAAAUCAUCUCCAGGAGCUGUGGUGACAACCUUGGCACAGGUACCUGAUGGAAAUCAUCUCCAGGGGCUGUGGAGAUGGCCUUGGCAUGGUGACCUGAUGGAAAGCAUCUCCAGGAGCUGUGGUGACAACUUUGGCACAGGUACCUGAUGGAAAUCAUCUCCAGGAGCCAUGGCAGUAGUGGUGCCACCCACAGUGUGGUAUCCUGGUGGAGAGCACCUCCAGGCCAGCAGAGCACAGCUCCACCAGGAGGCACCACACAACAGAGGACGUUGCCCAGCCAGGACUGGCAUUUCAUGGUCACCUUCUAGGUCUGCUGAAGCCUCUCCAAGGAACACCACAAGCUUGGUUGAUUUCCUUCCACCACCAGGUGCCAACACUCACCACUGCAUGCUAAAAUGCCUCUGGGUCAUAGAACAGCUCCCACCCUACCAACCACCCAACCUAGCCAAGGGCUUGCCCUGGCCCAAACUGGUCUCCGGAUCAUAGAACAGCUCCCAUCCAACCCAGCCAAGGGCUUGCCCUGGCCCAAACUGGUCUCUGGGCCAUAGAAUAGCUCCCACCCAACCCAGCCAAGGGCUUGCCCUGGCCCAAACUGGUCUCUGGAUCAUAGAACAGCUCCUGCCCAACCCAGCCAAGGGCUUGCCCUGGCCCAAACUGAUCUCUGGAUCAUAGAACAGCUCCCAUCCAACCCAGCCAAGGGCUUGCCCUGGCCCAAACUGAUCUCUGGAUCAUAGAACAGCUCCCAUCCAACCCAGCCAAGGGCUUGCCCUGGCCCAAACUGAUCUCUGGGUCAUAGAACAGCUCCCACCCUACCAACCACCCAACCCCCUGGCCCAAAAUGAUUUCUGGGUCAUAGAACAGCUCCCACCCUACCAACCACCCAACCCCCUGGCCCAAACUGGUCUCCUGGCAUCUCCAUCUCCUCUCUCCAAAGCCUCAAUCUACCCAAGAGAACAUGGUGAUGAUGAUGAUGAUGCCUGCUCACCAUGUAGACUUCACACUCCACUUAGGAGGUGUUUGGGGGUGGGGUGGGGUUAAAAACCCACCCAAAGUUGGGUUGGACAUCAUCAAAGCUCCACCCCCAACCUCACAACUGAUUCUCUUCACUUCCCCCCCCCCCCCCUUCCCCAAGCCAAUAAUAACAACAACAAUAAUCAACCACCAAA